Molecule: messenger RNA, 1038 nt
Organism: Lizanozyma spartinae
Lineage: Eukaryota; Fungi; Ascomycota; Pichiomycetes; Serinales; Debaryomycetaceae
Gene: SED5
Product: t-SNARE syntaxin
Exons: 1
Coding region: 1-1038 (345 amino acids)
Biological process (GO): endoplasmic reticulum to Golgi vesicle-mediated transport; vesicle fusion; intracellular protein transport
Cellular component (GO): Golgi membrane; endomembrane system; SNARE complex
Molecular function (GO): SNAP receptor activity; SNARE binding
Source: RefSeq, a predicted model, not a curated record
AUGUCGGUCAAUAUACAGAACCGGACCUUUGAGUUCCAACAAUGUGUACUGACUUAUGACAAGAUUCACAAGAAACAGCAUCAGGCCAUAAGCUCGCCACAGAAUCGAAACCCACCGCCCAAAUCCAAGGUUAAUCAACAAGCCAGUAUUAUAGCCAAGGACAUAUCACAUGCUACUGAUUUGUUGGCGAAAUUGGCGUAUUUGGCCAAGCAGAAGCCACUUUUCGACGAUAAGCCUGUGGAAAUCAAUGAGUUGACAGUGAUUAUCAAACAAGAAAUUUUCAAGAUUGAACAGAACAUGCAAAAUCUAAGGAAAUAUAUUCUGGGAGAAUCAUCAUCUGCCAAUAUUGAUAAGCAAAUAUCCAAGAACUCCAAUAAUAUUUUGAAUUUAUUAAGUUCCAAGAUGAAGAAUGUUUCUGGUGAAUUUAAAAAUGUAUUAGAGAUUAGACAACAGAAUGAGUUGAUCAACAAACAGAGAACAGAAAACUUUUUGUCGUCUUCGACGUCUGCUUCUAAUCGGAAUGGCAGUAAGUCUCCUUUAUAUGAGGUUUUGAAUAAUGAAAACUCUCUUAAUAUGCAUAAUAAUUCCAGCUUAUCUUCACUAGGAGAGAACCCAUAUCUUGCAGCUGCGAACUCUUAUAAUCCAGCACUUGACCGCAAUAGAGGUGGUGGUAGUGGUGGUGCUGAUCCAUAUGGUGAUGGAGAGUAUCUUUCUAUUCCUAACCAAACACAACAAAUGCUUCUUAUGGAAGAACAAAACCAACAAUAUCUCCAACAACGGGGACGUGCAGUGGAGACCAUUGAAUCCACCAUCAAUGAAGUGGGGAAUCUCUUUCAACAAUUAGCCACAAUGGUAAGUGAACAAGGUGAAACUAUCCAAAGAAUAGACCAAAACGUAGAUGACAUCAACAUGAAUAUUUCUGGAGCCCAAAGAGAAUUAUUAAAGUAUUAUACCAAUAUUUCCAAUAGUAGAUGGUUAUUCUUGAAGAUCUUUGGGGUAUUGAUUGUGUUUUUCUUAUUAUGGGUAAUGGUUAGUUAA